AUGCCAACAGGGCAGAAAGAAAUCCGCAACGUUCAAGAACAAGUUAAGCAGCGCUAUAAGAAUGGAAUUUACUAUCGCGAGUUGAUUACUGAAAAGUCGCCUGAAAUAGUUGUGCGCAAUCUGGACCUCUCUCUGGAUAAGAAAACUUUAUUUACAGACCUUGAUUUUGCACUUUCCUAUGGCAACAAGGAGACAAUAGUGGGGGAAAAUGGGAGUGGAAAAACCACAUUCUUAAAGCUUUUGUCCGGAGUGGAGGAUUACCCAUAUUCAGGAUCUAUUGGGAUCGAGGGCACAGUGGGAUUUCUGCCUCAACAUUUCGAGGAAGUCGACGGUGAUGAAUUAGCAAUCAAUGUUUUACUCAGAUCGUUGUACGACGAAGACAUCAAUUCGUUUUUAGAAUCUUCCUUCGAGCCCUUUUCACAUGAGUGGCUACAAGAGUUGAACUUGCUGGGUGGGCACGAGAUAUUCAGGCAGUCGUCUCUCAUUGGGCUGAAAAAUGAGAUACUGAAGCGUCCCUUCAAAUCUCUUAGCGGUGGUGAGAAAACAAAAACUCUUCUAUGCGCACUUAGCAUCUUGGAACCAGACUUCAUUCUGUUGGACGAACCAACAAAUCAUUUGGACAAGAAGGGUCUUGAAUGGUUGGAGUCUUUUUUGAAAAGAUACAGUGGCGGUGUCAUAAUUGUUACACACGAUCGAGCUCUAAUCAAUGCAGUCUCGAAUUUUAUUUCCGAAUUGUCACCUUACACCAAAAAGUUUACACAUUUUAAAGGCGGCUACAAGCACUAUUUAGAAGAGGAAGAUAAGAAACGACGAAGACUGAUUGAGGAAAGACGUUCUCAGGACAAAGAGCUUAAGAAACUGAAAUCUAAGGCUGCUCAGGCGCAAUCAAAGGUCAAGGCGAGAAUCGUUAGAUCAGGAUCGGAUAGAGAUAAAUUAAGCUACAACAACAAGGAACAAAGGGCUCAAAAGGGAACUACUGGCCUUGUGAAUCAACUUUCUGACAAAGUUGACCAUGUAAGUAGUAGUUUGGUUGAAGUCAUUCCCGAAAGAUCGCAAAUAUCAUUUGAUUUUGACGAAACUUCUGCAUUUAGUUCACUUUUGGGGAUAGCCGUGUCUGAGAUUUCAAAGUCAUACGAGAAACACAUUUUUAGUAACGUGUCUUUUUCUUUGAUUAAAGGUGAAAGAUUGAUAAUCGAGGGGCCUAAUGGUUCCGGUAAAACUACUUUAAACCGAAUUCUUAUGGGUCUAACAGAGGCAGAUCAUGGUGCAGUCUCUAUCAGUGGAAAUGCAGUUGUUGGUUACUUAGAUCAGGAGCAAGAGAACCUUCCUUUGGAUAAGUCUCCAGUUGAGUUGCUGCAGGAAGAUACCUCCAUAAAUGCCUCAAAGCAGAAAGCGAUUAGUAGCUUGAAUCAUUUCGGAAUUUAUAAGUGGCACGAUUUAAAGAGUCCUCUAAAAUCAUUGAGUGUGGGGUGCCGCCGUAAAGCACAGCUUUGUCAAAUUAUCAUGAGGAAAUGUUCUAUCCUUAUUCUAGAUGAGCCUACCAAUCACAUUGAUUUUCCAAGUUUAGAAGUUAUUGAAAAUGCCUUAUUGACAUUCCCGGGUAUCAUAAUAGCUUCAACACAUGACAGAUAUUUCACACAGAAGGUGGCCACGAGAGUUAUAGAUUUGUCGAAGUACAGCUCAGAAUAA
Zygotorulaspora mrakii is the source of this 1689-nucleotide messenger RNA. Its product is annotated as ABC-F family ATP-binding cassette domain-containing protein. Lineage: Eukaryota; Fungi; Ascomycota; Saccharomycetes; Saccharomycetales; Saccharomycetaceae. Bases 1 to 1689 code for a protein of 562 amino acids. The record is from RefSeq and is a predicted model, not a curated record. The transcript has a single exon. Gene Ontology annotation, molecular function: ATP hydrolysis activity; ATP binding.